AUGUGGAUGUUAGAAAUUUUGCAAAACAGAAACCUAGCAAAGCAAAUGCCACUACAUCACACCCAAGCAGAGUGCAAUGCAAGAAAACACUCGUGUUUCAAAUGUUCGUGGAUUUUCAAUCGCAAGUUUCUUUCACGUCACGUGCCACUCAAGUGUGGCGUGGCUACCAUCUGGUCGGCGUAUCAGUUACAAGCUCUACUAAAAAGUGACGCACACGACCAGUUCGGCAGUCAGUCAUCUCUGAGACUGUGGGACCAGAACAGAAGCAGGAUCAAGGCGAUCGACAAUAAAUAUCGAUGGAAACUCAACGAGAACAGGCUUCCGGGAAAGAUAAGAACUGAAGCGGGCAAUCCGAGCGAUAUCAUCCUACAGGUUGCCCAGGAAGAGAACGCCGGCCUCAUCGUCAUCGGAUCGCGAGGACUCAGCAAGAUCAAGACGACCUUGUUUGGCAGCGUGAGCGAUCACGUGCUGCACCACUCCAAGUGUCCUGUCCUCAUCUGCAGAGAAAACAGCAGCAGCAGCAGCAAGGAAACGAAAACCAAAAAAUGA
Messenger RNA from Helobdella robusta, 549 nucleotides. RefSeq lists its product as hypothetical. Bases 1 to 549 code for a protein of 182 amino acids. The transcript is spliced from 3 exons. Lineage: Eukaryota; Metazoa; Annelida; Clitellata; Rhynchobdellida; Glossiphoniidae. The record is from RefSeq and is a predicted model, not a curated record.